AUGUACAUACAGCAGACUUAUUGUUUAUCAAAUAAAAAAUAUUUAUUUUUACUUAUCGACUUUCACUUUGAACUAAGCCAAGAAUAUUAUUCUUCAAAAAAUUGCACCAGAAUCGGCUUUUUCGGGACCGAAUGUAAUUAUUCGGCUAAACGAUGGGUCGCUUCUGAUUUCCUACCGCAGCUGAAUAACGCGACUGAAACAUUGUGUUCACCUACCGGAAAAUUAGAGGCGACAGAUCAAUCAUUUUUUUUUGGAUCUUCAGGAAGGUUUUAUCCAGAUCCUUCAAAAAGAUUAGAAAAUAGAUGGAAUGAAUUUAGAAGUUGCAUGACUGAAAUUGAACAACUGAGCGAUCGUUCUAAGUAUUUAUCUGAAGCAGCUAGAUUGUACGAUAAGUAUAAUAUGAAUGAUAUUCUGCGGCAAAGUAAUAUUACUCCAAAAAAAAAUUACACUUAUCAAGAAAUUUCUGACGCUGUAUCCAAGGUCACGCAAGGAAAAAAACCUGUUAUAAAAUGUUUGUGGGAUUUUGUAAGUCUGAUAGUUCUCUUCUUUACCAUCGACUUUCACUUUGAACUAAGCCAAGAAUAUUAUUCUUCAAAAAAUUGCACCAGAAUCGGCUUUUUCGGGACCGAAUGUAAUUAUUCGGCUAAACGAUGGGUCGCUUCUGAUUUCCUACCGCAGCUGAAUAACGCGACUGAAACAUUGUGUUCACCUACCGGAAAAUUAGAGGCGACAGAUCAAUCAUUUUUUUUUGGAUCUUCAGGAAGGUUUUAUCCAGAUCCUUCAAAAAGAUUAGAAAAUAGAUGGAAUGAAUUUAGAAGUUGCAUGACUGAAAUUGAACAACUGAGCGAUCGUUCUAAGUAUUUAUCUGAAGCAGCUAGAUUGUACGAUAAGUAUAAUAUGAAUGAUAUUCUGCGGCAAAGUAAUAUUACUCCAAAAAAAAAUUACACUUAUCAAGAAAUUUCUGACGCUGUAUCCAAGGUCACGCAAGGAAAAAAACCUGUUAUAAAAUGUUUGUGGGAUUUUAAGACAAAUGUCCUAGAAUUAGAAACAAUAACACUAUUCUUCGAUAAAUCAUUGAAUUUAAUUGACCCACUGAAAAACUACUAUCCCGGAAAACGUCCACCUUUUGACCCCCAACCGGGGGCCAAUUGA
Cotesia congregata is the source of this 1152-nucleotide messenger RNA. NCBI's taxonomy places the organism in Eukaryota, Metazoa, Arthropoda, Insecta, Hymenoptera, Braconidae. The record is from the annotation of a GenBank genome assembly.